Folsomia candida is the source of this 870-nucleotide messenger RNA. RefSeq lists its product as uncharacterized. The coding region runs from base 111 to 737 and encodes 208 amino acids. The record is from RefSeq and is a predicted model, not a curated record. Lineage: Eukaryota; Metazoa; Arthropoda; Collembola; Entomobryomorpha; Isotomidae. The transcript is spliced from 2 exons.
CCACCUUCCUACUUUGAUCGAUUCAGUUCGAUGAGUUCAGUUCUUUAGUCGAUCUCACAGGAAGUACAUGCACUUUAUUUUACAACCUCAGUAAGGACGGAGAGUAAAAAAUGGGAUACUUUAAAUUCCGAUGGAUGGCAAAAGUUGUUGCCAUCAUGGAUCUUUUAUUGACCAGUUUAAGCAUCUGGAAGCCAAUUUUGAUUCUAUGUUCCGCACUCGCUGCAACGAAACGGUCCAGUCUUGGGAACAGCCUUCCAGAUAAUAUCAACGUCGAAGAUGUGGUCAACGAGAACACGAAAGGCCUUGAUCUGGAAGGCCGCAAUCUUUCCGCCUUCUUGCUCUGGAUUGCUUUUAUUUUGUCAUCAGUUUUCAUAAUUUUUCAGCUUAUCGCGGAUGUGCGCCUCCUUAGAGCUGUGCACGUUGUGUUUGACGACGCCAAAAAAGCAAGUGCAUCAGCUCGAUUUUGGCGUAAUGUGACUACCACAUUUACCAUGUCGACAAUGAUUGUCAUAGCUUUCGGUCCGAACGCAUUCAACUACGGUUUCUGUAUUACGUCAAUCCUCUUCCAUUUUAUUGGGAUUUAUAUUGUUGUUCAAUUUAUGAAGGAAAUUGAGACUGAUUUUGGAAACAGUUGUCAUGGUCAGGUUACUAGAACAGUUACCACAGUCGGGGGCUUAUCUGUUUCUGGAUGCGAUAAUCCUCCAAGCUAUGAUCAGGUUAACUCUUUCAAAGUAUGAAGAUACACCUUAUGUUAUGAUAAAAAAGUUGGAAUGUAUGUAAAAAGUGCUUAUGUAUAACACUAUUUAUACUAAAUAAAUAAUUUAUAAUAUUUAUGUUUAAUAUUUAUAAUAAAUAAAAUAUUUAUGUUUA